Chelonoidis abingdonii (Abingdon island giant tortoise) is the source of this 3087-nucleotide messenger RNA. The record is from RefSeq and is a predicted model, not a curated record. Lineage: Eukaryota; Metazoa; Chordata; Testudines; Testudinidae.
CGGCGCGAGGGCGCGGCGAGGCAUGGCCCGCUCUCUAUGGUUGUGGCGGUCUCGGAGCUGUGGGACGCGGAGCCGGCGGCGCUGCCGGGAUGGAGUGACCGGGAAGAUGUUUGUAGUCCCUACUGUAGGAGAAGGGGGCAAACCAGUUAAAAAUAGGAAACAAAAAGUACAGCAACAAAGAUGGAUGAACAAGCCCUUCUAGGGCUAAACCCAAAUGCUGAUGCAGACUUCAGGCAAAGGGCAUUGGCCUAUUUUGAACAGCUGAAGAUCUCCCAAGAUGCUUGGCAGGUCUGUGCAGAAGCAUUAGCCCAAAGGAUAUACAGUGAUGAUCACAUCAAGUUCUUCUGCUUUCAAGUUAUAGAACAUCAAAUUAAAUUCAAAUAUUCUGAACUUACUGAAGUCCAACAACAGCUAGUCAGGGAAACUCUCGUAACAUGGCUACAAGCUCAGAUGCUGAAUCCUCAACCAGAGAAGACUUUUAUUCGCAACAAAGCAGCACAAGUCUUUGCAUUGCUGUUUGUCACUGAAUAUCUCACAAAAUGGCCCAAGUUUUUUUUUGAUAUUCUGUCAGUAGUAGACCUUAACCCUCAAGGAGUAGAUCUGUACCUCAGAAUCCUUAUGGCUGUUGAUGCUGAGCUGGUAGACCGGGAUGUAGUUCAUACAUCAGAGGAGGCUCGUAGAAAUACCUUAUUAAAAGACACCAUGAGAGAACAGUGCAUUCCAAGCCUUGUGGAGUCGUGGUACCAAAUCUUACAAAAUUAUCAAUGUACUAAUGCAGAGUUGACAUGCCAGUGCCUUGAAGUAGUUGGAGCUUACGUGUCCUGGAUAGAUUUGAGCCUGAUAGCCAAUGAAAGGUUUAUAAAUAUGCUGCUAAGUCACAUGUCUGUAGAAGUUCUUCGGGAGGAAGCAUGUGACUGUUUGUUUGAAAUUGUAAAUAAGGGAAUGGACCCAAUUGAUAAAACAAAACUGGUAGAAUCUUUGUGUCAAGUGUUACAGUCUGCUGGUCUCUUCAGUAUUGUUCAGGAAGAUGAUGUGGAUUUUCUAGCCAGAUUUUCUAAACUGGUCAAUGGAAUGGGGCAAGCAUUGAUAACUAGCUGGACUAAACUGGUAAAGAAUGGAGAUAUGAAGAGUGCUCAAGACACCCUGCAAGCUAUUGAAGCGAAAGUGGCCCUAAUGUUGCAGCUGCUAAUUCAUGAAGAUGAUGACAUCUCAUCUAAUAUUAUUGGGUUUUGUUAUGAUUACCUUCAUAUCUUGAAACAGCUUUCCUUGCUUUCGGACCAGCAAAAAGCUAAUGUAGAGGGUGAAGAUGAAGCAAUGUUCGUGGAAUACAGGAAACAGCUGAAACUAUUGUUGGACAGAUUAGCUCAGGUCUCACCAGAGUUGCUACUGGCUUCAGUCCGCAGAGUUUUUAACACUACACUGCAGAAUUGGCAGGCUACACGUUUUAUGGAAAUAGAAGUAGCAAUAAGGCUCCUGUAUAUGUUGGCUGAGGCUCUCCCUGUUUCUCAUGGUGCUCACUUCUCUGGUGAUAUUUCAAAAGCAAGUGCUUUGCAGGAUAUGAUGCGAACUCUGGUGACAUCUGGUGUUAGUGCCUAUCAACAUACAUCAGUGACACUGGAAUUCUUUGAAACAGUGGUUAGAUAUGAAAAAUUUUUCGCUGUUGAACCUCAGCACAUUCCAAAUGUUUUAAUGGCAUUCUUAGAUCACAGAGGUCUUCGCCAUACUAGUCCAAAAGUACGAAGCAGAAUUGCUUACCUCUUUUCCAGAUUUGUCAAAUCUCUUAACGACAAUCAUUGGUCUACUUCUCAGCAAUUGGCUAAAACAGGAAUCUUGGAACAAUACAUACGACAUAGACCUGAUUCCUUUUUCAAACUGUUAAAUGUAAACAUUACUAAACCGUGGUCUAACAACUACAACACUACAUUGGAAAACGGUUACCAGGCUUUAUUAAGCAGUGAUGAUCAACUAUUCAUUUAUGAGACAGCUGGAGUGCUGAUAGUUAACAGUGAAUACUCUGCAGAAAGGAAACAGGUUCUAAUGAGGAAUCUGUUAACUCCACUAAUGGAGAAGUUUAAAGUGCUGCUAGGAAAACUGGUGAUGGCACAAGAUGAGGACAGACAGAUGGCACUGGCUGACUGCCUCAAUCAUGCUGUUGGCUUUGCUAGCCGAACCAGCAAAGCUUUCAGCAACAAGCAGACGGUAAAGCAGUGUGGCUGCUCUGAAGUGUACCUGGACUGCUUACAGACAUUUUUGCCAGCACUCAGCUGUCCCUUACAAAAGGAAGUCAUCAGAAGUGGUGUCCGCACAUUCCUUCACCGCAUGAUUAUUUGCCUAGAGGAAGAAGUUCUUCCAUUCAUCCCUUCUGCCUCAGAACACAUGCUCAAAGAUUGUGAAGCAAAAGACCUUCAAGAAUUCAUUCCUCUUAUAAAUCAAAUCACAGCUAAGUUCAAGACCCAGGUUUCCCCAUUUCUGCAACAGAUGUUUAUGCCGCUACUUCAUGCUAUAUUUGAAGUGUUGCUCCGUCCAGCAGACGAAAAUGACCAAUCUGCUGCUUUAGAAAAGCAGAUGUUACGGAGAAGUUAUUUUGCCUUCCUGCAGACGGUUACUGGCAGUGGAAUGAGUGAAGUCAUAGCUAAUCAGGAUGCAGAGAAUGUGGAACGUGUGUUGUUCACUAUCAUCCAAGGAGCAGUGGACUAUCCAGAUCCUAUUGCACAGAAAACAUGUUUUAUUAUUCUUUCUAAACUGGUGGAGCUUUGGGGGGGCAAAGAUGGACCAGUAGGUUUUGCAGACUUUGUAUACAAGCACAUUGUUCCUGCAUGUUUCUUAGCACCUUUAAAACAAACUUUUGACUUGGCAGAUGCUCAGACAGUAUUGGCUUUAUCAGAAUGUGCAGUGACAUUAAAAACAAUUCAUCUCAAAAGGGUAAGGCUUGUAAAACUCUGUGUAAAACUAAAUGCAUCUCUUUAAAGGUGUUUCUUGGAAUUAAAUUAAUCUCCAGAAGCUAGUAAGUGUCUCUAUGUAGAGAGAAGAAUAAGAUUAAUUCCAGGAGAGUUAACAGAAAUCACUGACUGGAAUGAAUGUUGUGUU